CUAUUUUUUUUUCCUCGAAUACGUAAAUAGUUUACGCCAGCAUAACCACGAUACAAAUAUUUGAGCACAUAAACAGCAUGCUUCUGAUCAAUGCUCUAUAGAUAGGCUACAAGAAUUAGCUCUACAGAUAGCAUAACAAACAUAUUCCUUUCAAACUGAGCCAAAAUUUUGACCUGUCUAAAACAACGUGCAACCGCCACUAGCCAAUGACACCAGCGACUCUUGAGUCUCUGAAGCUUCCAAGCAACCAUCACCCAGCAGAAAACGAGCCAAUAAUUAACGGGACAAUGCAAAAGGCUGGGCGUCACCGUCCCAAGUCACGUUCCCACUGACCAGUACAUAUAAGUGUGUCCCCGCGCACGCUCCAGGGUUCACAGUUCACACCACGCGGUCCGCGAUGGCAGGCCACCACCGCGCCCGCCGAGUAAACGGCACGCGCGCGCCCCCGCGCCGGCCGUCGGCGGAAAAAAUCACGCGGAGCCGGAGCCACCCCGAAAAGCCACGCACGUCGCCAACAACCGUUCUACGCGUCCAGCCCCUGCUGUGCGCCUGCGUCUGGCUCGCCCUGCUGCUGGCGUGCCUCCCGCGCCAGGCCGCGGCGCAGGACGCCGAGGCGCGGCUGCUGCUGCAGAUCAAGAGCGCGUGGGGCGACCCGGCGCCGCUCGCGUCGUGGAGCAACGCGACCGCGGCGGCGCCGCUCGCGCAGUGCAGCUGGGCCUACGUGCUCUGCGACGGGGCCGGGCGGGUCAGCUCGCUCAACCUCACCAACGUCACGCUGGCCGGCCGCACCAUCCCCGACGCCAUCGGCGGGCUCACGGCCCUCACGGUGCUCGACCUGUCCAACACCAGCGUCGGCGGCGGCUUCCCUGCGUCCCUCUACAACUGCGCCGCCAUCGCGCGCCUCGACCUCUCCCACAACCAGCUCGCCGGGGACCUCCCGGCCGACAUCGACCGGCUCGGCGCCAACCUGACCUACCUCGCCCUGGACCACAACAACUUCACCGGCGCGAUACCGGCGGCGGUGUCCAGGCUCACCAACCUCACGUACCUCGCUCUCGGCGGAAGCCAGCUCACCGGCACCAUCCCGCCGGAGCUCGGCCAGCUGGUUAACCUUCGGACGCUCAAGCUCGAGAGGACUCCCUUCAGUGCCGGCACGCUGCCGGAGUCGUUCAAGAACUUGACCAAGCUAACGACCGUCUGGCUGGCCAAGUGCAACCUCACCGGCGAGAUCCCGAGCUAUGUCGCGGAGCUGGCGGAGAUGGAGUGGCUCGACCUGUCCAUGAAUGGACUCACCGGAAACAUACCGUCCGGGAUAUGGAACCUCCAGAAGCUGACGAAUCUGUACCUGUACACCAACAACCUCUCCGGCGACAUCGUCAUCAACAACGGGACGAUAGGAGCGGCAGGUUUGGUAGAGGUUGACCUGUCCGAGAACAUGCUGACUGGGACCAUCCCAGGAAGCUUCGGAAGCUUGACGAAGCUAAGGCUCCUCAUUUUGCACGACAACAAUCUCGUCGGCGAGAUACCGGCAAGCAUAGCCCAGCUACCGUCCUUGGUAUACUUGUGGCUGUGGAGCAACAGCCUCAGCGGAGAGCUCCCGCCGGGGCUCGGAAAGGAGACGCCGGUGCUGAGAGAUAUCCAGAUCGACGACAACAACUUUUCCGGGCCAAUACCGGCGGGGAUCUGUGAGCACAACCAGCUGUGGGUGCUCACCGCCCCCGGUAACCGCUUGAACGGCUCAAUACCGACCGGUCUUGCCAACUGCUCGAGUCUCAUAUGGUUGUUCCUCGGAGGUAACCAGCUGUCCGGCGAGGUGCCGGCCGCUCUAUGGACGGUGCCGAAGCUUCUGACCGUGUCGUUGGAGAACAAUGGACGGUUGGGCGGGAGCCUGCCGGAGAAGCUGUACUGGAACCUGUCGAGGCUUAGCAUCGACAACAACCAGUUCACCGGACCGAUUCCUGCAUCGGCUACUAAUCUCAAGCGGUUCCACGCCAGCAACAACUUGUUCUCCGGCGACAUACCACCGGGGUUCACCGCUGCGAUGCCCCUUCUGCAGGAGCUGGACCUGUCGGCGAACCAGCUGUCUGGGGCAAUCCCACAGAGCAUUGCGUCGCUCAGUGGCAUGUCGCAGAUGAACUUAAGCCAUAACCAGCUCACCGGCGGCAUACCGGCGGGGUUAGGCUCGAUGCCGGAGCUCACCCUGCUGGACCUUUCGUCAAACCAGCUUUCCGGCGCCAUACCGCCGGCGCUGGGAACGCUGAGGGUCAACCAGCUUAAUCUGUCCUCCAACCAGCUCACCGGCGAGGUUCCCGAUGCGCUCGCCCGUACCUACGACCAAAGCUUCAUGGGCAAUCCAGGCCUCUGCACCGCCCCGCCGGUGUCGGGCAUGCGCUCGUGCGCGGCCCCGUCAACCGACCAUGUCUCGCCGCGUCUCCGUGCGGGCCUCCUCGCCGCGGGCGCCGCGCUCGUCGUCCUCAUCGCGGCGCUCGCCGUCUUCGUCGUCCGCGACAUCAGGAGGCGGAAGCGGCGGCUCGCGCUGGCUGAGGAGCCCUGGAAGCUCACCGCUUUCCAGCCCGUGGACUUCGGCGAGGCCUCCGUGCUGCGCGGGCUCGCCGACGAGAACCUCAUCGGCAAGGGCGGCUCGGGGCGCGUGUACCGCGUCACGUACACCAGCCGGAGCAGCGGCGAAGCGGCGGGCACCGUGGCCGUGAAGCGCAUCUGGGCCGGCGGGAGUCUGGACAAGAAGCUGGAGCGCGAGUUCGCGUCGGAGGUGGACAUCCUCGGCCACAUCCGGCACAGCAACAUCGUGAAGCUCCUCUGCUGCCUCUCCCGCGCGGAGACCAAGCUACUCGUCUACGAGUUCAUGGGCAACGGCAGCCUGGACCAGUGGCUGCACGGCCACAGCAGGCUGGCCGGGACCGGGACUGCCAUGGUCAGGGCCCCGUCGGUCCGGCGUGAGCCGCUGGACUGGCCGACGAGGGUCAAGGUGGCCGUCGGCGCCGCGCGCGGGCUGUACUACAUGCAUCAUGAGUGCUCGCCGCCCAUCGUGCACCGCGACGUCAAGUCCAGCAACAUCUUGCUCGACUCGGAGCUCAAUGCCAAGGUCGCCGAUUUCGGGCUCGCCCGGAUGUUGGUCCAGGCCGGCACGACCGACACGAUGACCGCCGUCGCCGGAUCGUUCGGCUACAUGGCUCCCGAGUCCGUGUACACGAGGAAGGUGAACGAGAAGGUCGACGUGUACAGCUUCGGGGUCGUUCUCUUGGAGCUGACCACCGGUAGAUUAGCCAACGACGGCGGUGAGCACGGCUCCCUGGCCGACUGGGCGUGGCGGCACCUGCAGUCCGGUAAAAGCAUCGCCGAGGCCGCAGACAAGUCCAUCGCGGACGCCGGUUACGGUGACCAAGUCGAGGCCGUCUUCAAGCUCGGCAUUAUAUGCACCGGUCGCCAGCCGUCCUCGCGGCCGACGAUGAAGGGUGUGCUUCAGAUACUGCAGCGGUGCGAGCAGGCGCACCAGAGGACCUUCGACGAGAAGGUCGCCGACUACGACGCCGCUCCGCUGCUGCAGGUGCAUGGAGGUAGCCGCCGGAAACAACUCUCCGAUGCCGAAGUGAUCGACGACGAUGGGAAGGGCGGUUUCGACUGCAAUGUCUGAAGAAAAGCAGAAUGAGCAAUGGCUAUGGGAACCCUGACCACCUGAGGCCAGAACCUAGCAUAUAGGACGCCAUGUGCUUGUGCACGCUCUUUGCCAGAGCAAAGGAUAGUCAUCACAGCUCAUUACAACAACACUGAUGGACAGUGCCACCCCGUAAUAUAGGUUUUUAUGUACUGUAACAGCGAAACUAUAAAACUAAAUCCAAUCAUAUAUUUGACGAAGCAGUGAAGAGAACACAUGGUCAAA
Messenger RNA from Zea mays, 3898 nucleotides. RefSeq names its product receptor-like protein kinase HSL1. Gene Ontology annotation, molecular function: receptor serine/threonine kinase binding; ATP binding; protein kinase activity. The transcript is spliced from 2 exons. Gene Ontology annotation, biological process: protein phosphorylation. Lineage: Eukaryota; Viridiplantae; Streptophyta; Magnoliopsida; Poales; Poaceae. The record is from RefSeq and is a predicted model, not a curated record. Bases 398 to 3652 code for a protein of 1084 amino acids.